This is a messenger RNA of Telopea speciosissima, 342 nucleotides long. RefSeq lists its product as uncharacterized. Lineage: Eukaryota; Viridiplantae; Streptophyta; Magnoliopsida; Proteales; Proteaceae. The transcript is spliced from 4 exons. Bases 23 to 313 code for a protein of 96 amino acids. The record is from RefSeq and is a predicted model, not a curated record.
CAUUAUAUUCUAAGAAGAAUCAAUGGCUGGAAUGCUCCCUGGUGUGGAAUGUGCCCGAAGGAGACGAUUCCAUCAAGGAGGAGGGUGGAUUGAAUCACAGAGUAAAGCAGCCGGCAAUGGUCGAACAAGGCGUUCAGCUUUCUGUCUCUAUGCAAGCAACCAUGAAUCUCAUCUAAGUUCAAGCUCCUCUCUGCCAAGAAACCCAACAAACCAGAGUUUCCAAGAUGAGAAAUUGGGAGGAGUGGCUAGAGAAGCCAAGGAAAGACUAGAUGAGAGGUUAAGGGCACCCAAGAAACCAGAAAUCAAAAGGUAAAUCGAAUUCUAUAAACAAAAUUGUACUCA